UCCGAGCUGUGAGCAGCAGGGGGCAGUAGUGGGACGACAGAUGACCUAUUCUGUGAGGCUGCAGCAUCCUACAGGCGGCUGCUUCCUAUAGCUCGGAUUCAAAGACGGACAUGGCUGCUGCUACACUGCACUCAUUUAACGCAUUCCUUACAGAGAGGCUAACCGCUGCUGCCGUGGAUAUCUAUGGGUUCGUUGAAAAGACGGUUGUGGAGUACCAGGAGGAGGUCUACCGAACCCAGCAGGAGAACCAGAGGCUACAGCGCCUCCUGGAUCUAGUCUACAAGCCGGAGAUAAGGCUUCAUAGGACAGAUGCCAAGCCUCCUGCUGUACCUGCUUCCACAGACGAUAUUGCUCCUAUGCAGCAGUUGAGUUUUGAGGAGAUUUCAGAGGUCAAAGAGGAACAGAGGGAGGAGCUGUGGUCCAACAGUACAAAGGAGCAGGCGUCCGUGGAGGACAGCGAUGAUGGUGACGCUUUGACAAGAGAGCUAAUUAAAACUGUGCAGCAGUUAGAGGACUGCAGAGCAGCGGAGGAAAGCAGAGAGAUACAGCAGACUUCUCCAGAAGAUCCAAAACUGGCUGAGGAAAAGACAACCACCACUUUGUACCGCUGCCACAUCUGCAACUACAUAUUCACCAAAAGGAUUGUGUUGACAUGGCACCUCAAGAUGCACGAAAACAAGUCCAAAGAUGGCAAGGGCAACUUCAACUGUCACAUCUGUGGCAAGCACAUCCCCUGUCAGAGCAACCUGCAGAACCACAUGAGAGUCCACACAGGAGAGAGGCCCUACAGCUGCCAUUAUUGCGGCAAGGGCUUCAAGCUGAAAGGACACAUGACCGAACACUUGAGGACUCACACAGGUGAGAAGCCUUUCAGCUGCCACAUCUGUGAUAAAUCCUUCAACAGAGGCUCCACUCUAAGAAAACACGUGUUUGCCAAACACAAAGAGGAGAGGCCGUACAGAUGUGAUUAUUGUUAUGAGUUAUUUACCGAAAAGCUGCUGAUGAAGAGACAUAUAAGGAAGGUCCAUGGUGUCAAACCACAAUCUCCCAGUCAGAGCCUGGCCUAACAUGGCUUUAAUGGUGCAUGUUUCUGGUAGUAGAAUGUAAGUGCUAAAUACCGUGAAAUCUUUCACACUGUUACUGUGAUGACUUUAAUUCAAUUUAUGUUGAACCUUUUCCUAACUUAAACGUGGACUAUCUGUCAUUAUAAGAAAUGUUGUGUUAUUUAAAUAGUAGAUUUAUAAUAUUAUACUUGAUGAGUUUUGUGGGAACCUCUGAAGAAAAAAAAUGAACAGAUAGCAUCAGACUUGAAGACUACAUGAAGAGUUUAAAACAGUUUAUCUAAUAAGGAAUAAUGGCGGUCAUACCAGCUAUUCACUUUCAAGCUUGUUACAGUUAAAAUUAGUUUUAUUGUGUUUUGUUCAAGUUAAUUAAUGCAGUGGAAACAUGUUGAUGUGUGGCUUGAAACCAUGAGAUCACCAACCCUACAGCUUCUUACUUACAGUCUAACAGAUAAAACAGAGACUUUAUUCUAGCAUUAGUCAUUUUUUAAACAUUUAUUCCUAUGAAAGUAAAUAUCUUCUAACAACGGAGGAUAAAUGAGCCCAGACUGAAAGCAAAUAGACCAGAGUUCAGGCUUCCAACAGUUUUUCCUGAAAAAAAAAAUUCCAACAUUCCCAGUCCUUUACAAUCAUUUGAAAAUAUAAAAAAAUAUUCAAUGUGCAGAGUUCAUACAUGUGCUUGAAAUCCUUAAAAAUGCUUGUAUUUCAACAAGGUGUUUUCAAUGUUUGGAAAGUGCUUGAUUUCUGUAUAAAGUCCUUUACAGUGCUUGAUAUUCUAACUGCACAGUUUUGUAAUAAAGAGCAACAGUUUGAUUAAAAA
This is a messenger RNA of Girardinichthys multiradiatus, 1881 nucleotides long. Its product is annotated as zinc finger protein 880-like. The transcript has 2 exons. The coding region runs from base 111 to 1067 and encodes 318 amino acids. Lineage: Eukaryota; Metazoa; Chordata; Actinopteri; Cyprinodontiformes; Goodeidae. Gene Ontology annotation, biological process: regulation of transcription by RNA polymerase II. Gene Ontology annotation, molecular function: RNA polymerase II cis-regulatory region sequence-specific DNA binding; DNA-binding transcription factor activity. The record is from RefSeq and is a predicted model, not a curated record.